AUGUUCGACAUAAUUCAAUGGAACGUAAAUGGAUUUCUGCCACGAAUCGACUCUAUCAAGAUACUUACUAAUGAAUUGAACCCCUCAGUACUUUGCGUCCAAGAAACGAACUUCAAGAAUGAAAGCAAGAUAGACCUAAGAAACUACACACUCUUCCACAAGAACAGAACGCAAUGCUCCCACGCAAGUGGAGGAGUAGCUAUCUACGUUAAGAAUAAAUUCCACUGUGAAGAAAUCCCGAUCGCCACUAACCUUGAAGCUGUAGCAGUUAAAGCCUAUCUACCUCGCAAAAUCCACAUAGUUAAUGUAUACUUACCGAAUUCACAGAAUUUUACCAUGGACGACCUGCUGAACCUUAUAUCACAAAUUCCCAAACCCUUCAUAAUAGGCGGAGAUUUCAACAGCCACAACCCGCUAUGGGGCUCUGAACGUAUCAACUCUAGAGGAAAGAUCAUUGAAAGGUUCCUUGAACACAGCAACCUAAUUCUACUCAACGCGAAAGUAAACACCCAUUACAAUUUAGCUUCAAACUCCUACUCAGCUAUCGAUCUUACCUUCUGCAGCGAUGACAUUUUUCAUCUAACCAAUUGGCAGGUUUUGGACACAGCAUGGGAUAGCGACCACUUCCCAAUCAAUAUCCAUAUAGACAACCCAAACUCGACUCAACCAACGAACUACAACCAACCAAAAUGGAAUCUUAAAAAAACUAACUGGAAACUAUAUAGAGAAGAAAUACAAAAUAGAACACUCAACUACCGCACACUCGAUGAAGAGCCUGACAUUAACGACCAUCUUGAAAAGUUUAUCCAAAUUAUAACCGAAUCUACAGAUGCAACUACUCCUAAAAUUCCCCAUAAAGUCUGGAACAGGAAAGUCCCGUGGUGGAACGAUAAAUGCAGCUCCUCGAGAAGAGAUUUCAGACAUGCACUAAACAUAUUUAAAAAGAACCCCACUAUAGAAAACAAAAUAAACCUCAAGAAACUCAGAGCUAUUUUCCGAAAAACAAUCAAACUCAGCAGAAGAAAAUCUUGGAUCAACUACGUCUCCAAUAUAAACACAAAAUCAGACCCUAAAUUGGCGUGGUCAAAAAUCCAAAAAAUAAAUGGGAACUACAGACGAACGGAUAUAACAACAAUAACAACAACUAAUAAUAACUUAGAAACAAAUCCAAAAGACAUAGCAAAUUGCUUAGCAACAAAUUUUGCCAAGAACUCGAGUGAUGACAACUACAGCCCUGAAUUCAGAAAAAUAAAGGCUGGUGUCAAAGAACUGACGCUCCAGGACAUCCCACCCCCCUCGAAAUCGCCUAUCGAAGAUCCAUUUAUUCUACCUGAACUCAUUUCAGCUCUAAAGUCUGUAAAAAUGUCUAGUCCAGGACCUGAUGGUAUUCCCAAUCUACUACUAAAACACCUCCCGCCAUCGGGCACACUUGCUCUGCUCAAUCUAUUUAACCGCAUUUGGACUCAGAGGACUUUCCCAACUGCAUGGAGACUGGCCACUGUAAUUCCAAUAUUAAAGCCAAACAAAAACAAGCUGGAUUGUUCCUCAUACAGGCCAAUUGCUCUAACCAACAACCUAUGCAAACUCCUCGAAAAAAUGGUCAAUAAUAGACUAGUUUGGAGCCUGGAAUCACGGAACCUACUUUCUAACUCACAGUUUGGAUUCAGAAAGUCCCGUUCCGCAAUGGACCAUCUAACCGUCCUUCACUCAUCCAUUUGUAAUGCUUUCGCCAACAACAAACACCUAACGGCCAUCAGUCUCGAUAUUGAAAAAGCUUAUGAUAUGGUAUGGAGAACGCGAAUCCUCCAUAUCCUUCAAAAACGUAAAAUUGGGAAUAACACAAUAGCUUUUAUCCUUAAUCUACUUACAGACAGACACAUUCAAGUUAGAGUACAAAACUCAAUGUCCGACCUAACAUAUAUACAAAAUGGAGUCCCACAAGGCUCCGUCAUUAGUGUCACUCUAUUUCUUGUAGCCAUCGACGAAAUUGUAACCUAUCUAACCCCACCGAUCAAGGGCUGCCUAUUUGCAGAUGAUUUUACCUUCUUUUGCUACGGCAAAAAUACAGCCACCACCCAAAAACUCCUCCAAACAACCCUUGAUAACCUCAGUUCAUGGGCCGCACACUCUGGCUUCCUCUUUUCCAAGUCAAAAUCCAAGCAGAUUACCUUCUGGAAAGGCAGAAAAAAGCUUCCUGAUAUAAAUCUUACUCUUGACUCAAAUACCAUCUCCUCAGUAGACAACAUGAAAAUACUUGGCAUCACAUUUGACAAAAAACUCACCUGGGCACAACAUGUAAAAAAUCUGAAAAAUAGUUGCCUCAAAAGAUCCAAUAUUUUGAAAAGCCUGGCAUGUAAGAGCUGGGGAGCCGAUAGAGACUCCCUAAUAACCACAUAUAAAGCAUUAGUGAGAUCGAAAAUAGACUAUGGAUCGACGAUAUACGGCUCAGCAAAUAAAAGUAUCCUAAACAUAUUAAACUCCAUCCAAUCCUCUUGCCUACGAAUUAUCUCGGGUGCCUUUAGAACCACUCCUACAUCCAGCCUACAAAGCGAGCUAAACGAGCCCCCAUUGCAUAUUAGACGCAAACUGCUGGAUGUAACAUACGCUCUCACAGUCUUAUCCACCCCAAAUAACCCCACCAGCAAAUAUGUUUUACCAAAGAACCGCUCAAACAACACCAAUAAGAAGAAACACUGCCCCAAGCCCAUAUCAUCAAGAAUACAGAAGACUCUACACGAACUAAACAUGACCCUCCCAAAUGUCGAAAACCGCAACCCGUUCCCCUACCCCCCUUGGAUUUCCAUUAACACACCCACUCUAUCACUCUUCGAAAAAUACAAGAAAAAAGACACUAAUAGCGAAACACUCAACACCAUACUCCACGACUAUAUUAACCAAAACAACUCUAUUCCCGUCUAUACGGACGGAGCCAAAACAAAUACCUCUUGUGGCUGUGCAUUUGUUACAGAAAACAAUGUUUUCACCAAAAGACUACCGAGCAGUUUCUCCCCGUUAUCCUGUGAAACCCAAGCAAUACUACAUGCCUUAACCUACAUCCUUGAAUCAGAUAAAGACAGAUUUACCAUAUUCACUGACUCCGAAGCCGCGAUCGAAAAUAUCAGCAAAUGGUCACAAUAUUACACCAUCCAAUCUAUACAAAAAAUGAUCAUAGAAAUACAAAACAAGGAGAAGUAUUUUAAACUAAUAUGGAUCCCCAGCCAUUCCGGCCUUGUUGGAAAUGAAGCUGCCGAUAAAGCCGCUAAGGAAGCUUGCAAUAUACCGUACUGGGACGACAGAUGUAAAAUCAAUCUACCAGAUGUAAAAACUUUAGUGAAAAAAUUAAUCAUGAAUUUAUGGAACACCAACUGGAACACCGGCACCCCAACGAAACUACACAAGAUAAAAUCGAAUGUUCACGAAAUACCAAAAUACCCUCCGAUGUCUAGGAAAGAACAAGUUGCAAUCACCCGCAUUCGCACAGGCCACUCAAGAUAUACACACGGUUUUCUCAUAAGAAAAGACAACCCACCCGAAUGCAACCUAUGCAACACACAAAUAACUAUCCAACACAUUAUACUCGAAUGCCCAAAGUUCUCCCCGGAAAGAAACCGAUACUCCAUUAAGAGUGACUUGAAGACGAACCUAAAUGAAGCAAAUAACAUCGGAAACGUCCUUCUCUUCUUCAAAGACAUCAAUCUACUCGACGAACUGUAG
Messenger RNA from Dufourea novaeangliae, 3714 nucleotides. RefSeq names its product RNA-directed DNA polymerase from mobile element jockey-like. The record is from RefSeq and is a predicted model, not a curated record. The transcript has a single exon. Gene Ontology annotation, molecular function: nucleic acid binding; RNA-DNA hybrid ribonuclease activity. NCBI's taxonomy places the organism in Eukaryota, Metazoa, Arthropoda, Insecta, Hymenoptera, Halictidae. The coding region runs from base 1 to 3714 and encodes 1237 amino acids.